Molecule: messenger RNA, 3632 nt
Organism: Macrosteles quadrilineatus (aster leafhopper)
Lineage: Eukaryota; Metazoa; Arthropoda; Insecta; Hemiptera; Cicadellidae
Product: F-box only protein 22-like
Exons: 2
Coding region: 127-3006 (959 amino acids)
Biological process (GO): protein polyubiquitination; positive regulation of proteasomal ubiquitin-dependent protein catabolic process
Molecular function (GO): RNA-DNA hybrid ribonuclease activity; protein binding; nucleic acid binding
Source: RefSeq, a predicted model, not a curated record
AUGAUCAUCAGAUUCUUGUUCUUGCUAUUGAUGAAAUGAAUGCGCAGGUUCUGAAAGAUCGUGGCUGGAUUAUCUAUCUGGGUCUGGGGAAAAUACAGCUCAGAGUUAUCUCUGGUGCUCCCUCUGAUGACUCAGGUCCUUCAAGCGAACCUACAACACAGUAAGGCUGCCACGGCUGUGUUCUGUCUGAGCACGGUUAAGCAGUCCUUAGAUUAUGCCUUGAUUCAAGAACCCUGGAUCAAUAAUUUUAGAAUUGCGGGGAUGGGAACUAUAAAGGGUAGCAUCUUCUCUGCAUCUGUACCACACCCUAGAACUUGCAUUUGGGUUAAAGAGGGGCUAAAAUGUAAUCCAGUUCUAGAGCUUUGUUCGAGGGACGUAACAGUAAUUAAGACUGUAUGUACUAAAUCCAACAUAAAUCUGCUGCUGGCCUCUGUUUACAUGCCACAGGGCGACGAUGGACUGCUCCCAUCGGCCGAGGUCAGAAGAUUGGUCGACCUCGCACACGAGUCUGGAUCUGAACUCGUGAUAGGCUGCGACUCCAAUGCCCAUAAUACGGCCUGGGGAUGCAGGGACACUAACAACCGAGUGCAGCAGGAGGAGGUGAGUCCAGAGCGGCCUAACCUGGGCCGUCGUGCCACUCAUUCUAUGUGGAGCACUGCUUGCCGCAUAGUCACCUUCAGCAAGGUAAGAUGGGCUGUUGGCUUAUUACGACCCUUCAAAUCGCCGGGUCCUGAUGAGGUAAGACCUGUUUGUUUGCAGGAGGGUCUUGAUACAAUUAUACACCCACUCUGUAAACUUUUCAGAGCCAGCUUAGCGUUAGGACAUAUUCCCUUAGGGUGGUGUAAUUCGCGUAUCGCAUUUAUUCCUAAACCAGGAAGGGAUAGUUACACUGACCCUAAGUCAUUCAGACCCAUUUCUCUAUCUUCUUUCUUUCUUAAGAUCCUAGAGAAGUUGGUCUCAAGAUAUAUGAUGGAUACAGCUCUUAGGACACAUCCUUUACAUAUUAAUCAGCAUGCGUAUGUCUCAGGAAGAUCAUGCGAGACUGCGUUGCACCAACUUGUAAGCAAGAUUGAGAAAGCUCUAGAGAGCAGUGAAGUGGCCCUGGGUGCCUUUCUCGAUAUUCAAGGUGCUUUUGACAAUACUGGUACUCCAGCGAUUCUUAAUGCGGUGAGAGCAAGAGGUUUUCACGGUAUAAUAUGUAGAUGGAUUGAAUCCUUGCUUCUCAGUAGGAAGGUUAGGCUCUCACUCCACAAUGAUACGAUCGAGGCAAGAACUACUCGAGGAUGUCCUCAGGGGGGGGUUCUUUCUCCUCUACUUUGGAAUUUGGUAGCAGACGACCUUAUAAGGACCCUCAACGAAAGUGGGGUUUUCGCCUUAGGUUAUGCUGAUGAUGUUGCAAUCCUUGUGGUUGGAAAGUUCCACGGAACCAUAACUGACCUUAUGAAUAGAGCUUUAAGGGUAGUGGACCGUUGGUGCCAGGAUGUUGGGCUCUCUAUAAAUCCCAGGAAAGUUGUAAUGGUACCCUUCACAAGAAGGAGGAAACUGGACGGGAUCGGCCCACUAAGACUGCAGGGUACUGUAAUAGAGCUGCAGAAUCAGGUGAAGUAUCUUGGUGUAAUUUUGGACAGAUCACUUCACUGGGGACCACACCUUCAAAAAGUCAUUGAGCGUGGCAAAUGGUCCCUUAUGGCAUGCAGGCGGAUGGUAAGUGGCACAUGGGGGUUACAGCCUAAACUUAUGCACUGGCUGUAUGUAUCUGUUGUUCGACCCGCCCUUACAUAUGGUUCGCUUGUGUGGUGGCCAAAGAUGGAAUCAACUAUAGCUGUCAAAGCUUUAGCAGGAGUUCAGAGGCUUGCUCUUAUUAUGAUAACUGGGGCAGUAAGUAGCUGUCCUGGAGCGGCACUUGACUGUCUGCUUGACAUGCUACCUAUUGACAUUUAUAUUAAGGUGGUAGCAAGUAAAACAGCCCAACGCCUUAGAUGCGAAAACUUAUGGAUAGCCUCAGGGAACAAUAAAGGGCACUCUAAAAUUGUUCAGGUGGUACAUAAUGAUGAAUUGGACUUACCUUCAGAUCACAUGUCCAAAAAAUACUCCUUUGGAAAGCCUUUCAAAGUACUAAUACCAGAUAGGAAGGAUUGGUCUGGCGGAAAAGGACCCAUACCCACAGGUGACUUAGAAUGCUAUACUGAUGGUUCUAAGAUCAAAAAUGGGGGCACUGGAGCAGGUGUGCAUUGGAUGAAUGGAGGCACUGGUAUUUGUCUUCCAAUGGGGGUGUACCCAACUGUCUUUCAAGCGGAGGUCACUGCCAUUCUAGUUUGUGCUCAAGAACAUCUUAACAAAGAUAUCAGAGACAAAACAAUCAAUAUCUUUACUGAUAGUCAAGCGACCUUAAAAGCAUUAAACUCUUACGAAUUCAACUCCAGGCUCGUGUGGGAUUGUCUUGCUUCUGUGUCUGAGUUGGGUAGGAGAAAUGACCUUACGCUUUGCUGGGUACCAGGACACUCAGGCAUUGAAGGAAAUGAAGCUGCAGACAGAUUGGCAAAUACUGCCUCUGCGACAUCAUUGUUAGGCCCGCAACCCUUCUGUGGCAUCUCACGAAACAGUGUAUGUUCUGCGAUUGCGUCAUGGGCCAAGGAAAAGCAUCGCAAACGCUGGGUCGAUGUUCCCCUUCUUAGGGUCAGCAAGCUUACUCUGUUUAGGCCUUCCAAAAAGGUUGCCUGUGACCUCUUGAGACUAGACAGACGAAGAAUUAAAUUAAUUGUUGAACUGAUAACUGGUCAUGGAAGAUUCAGGAAACAUCUACAACGGAUGGGCUUAUAUGAUGGUGAACCGAUCUGUAGGUACUGUGAUAGGUCAGAAGAGACAGCUGAUCACUUACUCUUUGAUUGUAUUGAGCUCUCUGACGCUAGAUCGAUAACUCUUGGAAAUAUGGCUAGAGGUAGAUUUCUUCCUGAGGAUGAACUAAUUGGGAAGCUACAGGCAUUCAUUGGGCGCCUCAACUUGUAGGUCAACAAGAAAGCAAUUAAGUAUCUGGGGUGCGCAAUAAUUCGAUUUCGGAUGAAGUGCUUUAAGGUCUCGACCUGCCCCUGUCAGAUAAGAUAAGAUAACUUCCUUCAGUCUUGUUCCUUCUUCCCUUCGCAAUACAUGACCUAGCCAACCUAAUCUUUUUGCCUUUAUCAAAGCUAUUAUAUCAGGGUCCUGGUAUAACGCUCGUAGCUCUCUGUUUUUUCUAAUCCGCCAUUCUCCUUCUUCGUUUACUGGGCCGAAUAUUUUUCUUAGGACCUUGUUUUCAAAAACAAUCAAGCUAAUCUAUCAAAAUGUAAAAAAAAAAAAAAAACACAUUAUUUACCUUCCCGAUAGAAGCAAACCUAGGAACUUCCUAAACUUAAAAUAGUUUUAGUAGAAAAUAAAUCUGCCCAUUAAUAUUAAGGGAAUAUUUUAGUAAAAUCCAACCAGGUAAAUAGAAAUUCGCUUAGUCUGCAGUUUUGCUGCAGCGGGGGUAUUAUGUAGUGGUUGUUUCACAAUGUUUGGUCUUUCUAGUUCAUUUGUAUAGGUCAACGAUAUUGCCCUUUUAUGUAGUCAAAUAUGAAAUCUGAAAAACUGAAGAGUUUUACAAGCAAUCUUAAUCGUUG